Polychytrium aggregatum is the source of this 2060-nucleotide messenger RNA. RefSeq names its product cyclin-dependent kinase-like 2. Gene Ontology annotation, biological process: protein phosphorylation. The transcript is spliced from 10 exons. The record is from RefSeq and is a predicted model, not a curated record. The coding region runs from base 189 to 1745 and encodes 518 amino acids. Gene Ontology annotation, molecular function: cyclin-dependent protein serine/threonine kinase activity; ATP binding. Gene Ontology annotation, cellular component: nucleus. NCBI's taxonomy places the organism in Eukaryota, Fungi, Chytridiomycota, Chytridiomycetes, Polychytriales.
GGCCGAGAGGGCCACUCCAGGACGCUACUUUCCAGCGUCCCAAGCAUCGGGCAUUUAUCGGUGCCUCCUACCUAACACCCUUGCCAACGCCUUUGGAUGCGUGCUGCCGUUGCGAACCACUGGGUCGGCGUAUCGCCUCUAUCCUGCAGAGCCAAAAGCGCUUCAGCGAGCCUUUCACCACCACAACCAUGGAGUGCUACGAAAAGAUCGGGCCUAUUGGCGAAGGGACCUAUGGAAUCGUCAUGAAGUGCCGCCACAGGGACACGGGGCAGAUCGUGGCUAUCAAAAAGUUCAAGGAAAGCGAAGACGACCUGCAGAUCCGGAAAACGGCUCUGCGAGAAGUCCGCAUGCUCAAGCAACUCAAAAACGAAAACAUUGUGAAUCUACUGGAAGUCUUUCGGAGAAAGGGGAAGCUCUACCUGGUCUUUGAGCAUGUCGACCACACAAUACUCGAGGAUCUGGAUCGAAAUCCACACGGCUUGAGUGACGACCGAUCGCUGGGGUUGGUUCGGAAGUGCAUGUGGCAGUUGCUGAAGGCGAUGGAAUAUCUCCACUCUCACAACGUCAUCCACAGAGACAUCAAGCCCGAGAACAUCCUGGUUUCGUCGCUUGGAGUCGUCAAGCUCUGCGACUUUGGCUUUGCGCGGACUCUGGCCGGUCCGGGGGCCAAGUACACCGACUACGUUGCCACGCGCUGGUAUCGUGCUCCAGAAUUGUUGGUUGGAGACACCGAAUACGGCAAGGCGGUGGAUGUCUGGGCAACGGGCUGCAUCUUUGCCGAGAUUCUGACGGGGCAGCCGCUGUUCCCAGGCGACACAGACCUCGACCAGCUCUAUCGUAUCAUGAAGUGCCUCGGUCCGCUUACAAAACGCCACAUGGAAAUCUUUCUGAGAAACCCGCUGUUUGUGGGUGUGCGACUUCCCGAGAUCACCAAGAUCACUCCGCUGGAGACCCGUCUGCCCCAUGUCUCGCCCGAUGCGCUGCAGUGGCUACAUCAAUGCCUGAUCUAUGAUCCAGACCAGCGAUCGACGACAAAGCAGUUGAUGGCACACCCAUACUUCCAGUCCGAUGGAUUUGCCGAGCGGUUUGAAGUCGAACUCCGACACUGGAUUGAUAUGGAGAAGGAGAAAGAAUUGACCGAACGCAACAAGCGAAAAAAGGCCAAAAAGGGGUCAAAUCCGAGUCACCACGACUCGACCCGACAGCUGCAGUCGAGACGGGACUCCCGAGACGCACGCCUGCCCCUGGAGGAUAUCGAGAACAACAAGCGGUAUGCUGAAGACGAAAAAUUCGCCGGCAACGCAUCGUCCAUACCGCCUAUUCACGGCACCACCAAGGCGACCUCGCACAGCUUCUCCAAUGCCAACGCCGCCAACUCGAGCCUCAUCGGAAACGGCAUGGUUGGCGUCGGCGGCGUUGGCGGUCAGGGGAUCAUGGGAGCCAGCGGCAGCUACAGCACCAGCAUCACCAUCAGCGGCGGUAGCGUUUCGUCGACCGUGACCGGCGGGGGACUCAUGAAAGGCAUGAUGCCCACGACUGCCGGCGGAGGUGGCGGCGGAGCCAACACCAAGAAGGGCCAGCCGCCCGUAUCGUUCCCCAAGAUUGCCACUUCUGGAUUUGGAAACCAAGGCGGAGGCGGCGGUGGUGGUGGGGGCGGAAUGCUUGUCAAAGGAGGUGGAAUCGGGGGCGGCGUUGGAGGAAUGUCGGGAUACGGCGCGAUGAGCAACAACAGCUCGAACGAGUGAACGACUCUCGCCCGCGCCUGCGCUCGUGGACGCCCAUUGAAUCAACCGCAGGGUUUGUGCAGACCUUCCAGCCCAUAUCCAAAUGCAAGCCAACUGGGACGUCCAUAGAAGCGGGAGCCGGAGCAGCCUCGACCAUGUACAAGACUCGACUGGACAAGGCGGGAAGCAAACCUCUGUCGCAUGGAAGAUGUGGAUCGCUGUUGCCGGGGCUGUCGCUCGAGAAGAGCAGAGUCCGGCCGGCGAGUGGGGCGCAUUGCUGAUUUUGUUUCUGUUCGAAACACAUUGCCGGUGUCCUCAAUACAGGAGAGGUCCGGA